CUCGAUCGUUUUCCAACUUGUUCGCCGAUGUUAGUCCUUUUUCUUGCCGAUUAUUCAAUACGAAUCUUAAUUUACUAGCAUCGCUAUGAUUUGGGGUUUUGAAAUCAAGCAACUGAGAUGGAGCGCUAUAAUUCUAGGGAUUUCGAAUAUGUUUUUGAUAAUCAUCAGCCUCAUUUUAAUCACUGCAGCUUACCCGGACUGUGUAAUUGGAGAUAUUGUUCCAUUUCUUGUGAUUUUCUUUGUUUCGUGUUUGAGAAUGGCGUCAAUGAUUCCGAUCGCAAUGGCGCAGAGAGCUACGGCCAUGACGAUUAUUAAUACUCCUUCUGAAACACGUGCUGUUGGAACCCUAAUUCGGCGUCACCAGCGGAUUAGGUACAUGAAGUGGAUACGGUGGACCCGGUUUGCUUUUGUAAUUACAGUGCUGCAGUUUAUGGGAGCAAGUUACCUUCUAAUCAAUGUUUCAAAAAAUGUUUUUAAAGAUCGAACUCCAAAUGCAUGUGUAUUAGAGCUUCUUUCAACUAACACCACAUGGCUGCAUAAUAUGGCGGUGGUAUUUGUUAUCAUGGUGUGUUAUGUCACACUGGUACAAUGUUAUUCCGGAUCUGAUGUCCUAAGAUGGAGGUCUUUCUACACGAACGAAAACAAAGCAUGGAAACACCAUUAUCGAGAGGUAUUUGAUCAAGGACUUCGUGAAGCAUUGUGCUGUAUGGGACGUGUCAAAUACUUGACUGUAAUGGAAGAAGAUGAAGUUUUCUCAGUGGCACAGUUACUAGGAGACCUUGUUUCUUAUCGUGCAUCUGGGACAGGGCAUCUAGAACUCUUGGCAGGCCUAGCUUUGUUGCAAAGGGAAAGCCUAAUGCCUAAAUAUCAAGAGGAAACUGUGGAGGCACCUGAAGAACUAAUUCAAGGAGCUGCUGAUUUUCAUCCAUUCGCUGAAGCUGCCUAUACGGGCCUUUUACUUGAUGUUGGAAGGAAUCCUGUAUUGUUUCUUUGUGCAUGGUUGUAUAGGCAAGGGAUUUUGACCCCUUGGACUUGGAAUAGGCUUCCCAAACUCGAAGGUGACAAUUGGUGGCGAGGUCAUGCAAGUGCUUUUCUGAGAUAUGUAAAUUUGCCUGCUGAAGUGCUUCGACAAGGCCGUGUUUGUCAGGCAAGGUGUGAAGCUGCAUAUUUUGUUGUGGUUCUCCAUCAUAUAAAAUCUGUUGUGAUAUGUGUGCGUGGAACUGAAACCCCAGAAGAUCUCCUAACUGAUGGUUUAAGUAGGGAAUGCAUGCUUGCUACAGAAGAUAUAGAUGGUUUGAUAUAUGAUAAUCUUAUUCCGCCAGGUUCAGCAUAUUAUGGGCACUCUGGUAUAGUGGAAGCCGCGAGGGAUCUGUAUGUGCAAAUUGAUGGAAAUCCUGGAAACAAAGAAUUCCAGGAAGGUGGAUUGCUUACGUCAUUGCUAGGAGCUGGAUGUGAGUGUGAAGGGUACAACCUUCGUGUUGUGGGACAUUCGCUUGGAGGAGCUAUUUCUGCACUGCUAGGAUUGAAGUUAUAUGGACGUUAUCCACGAUUACAUGUAUAUAGUUAUGGGCCGCUUCCAUGUGUAGAUUCAGUCUUAGCAAAUGCAUGUUCAGGUUUUGUGACAAGCAUCGUGUAUGAUACUGAAUUCUCAUCACGCCUUUCGGUUGCUUCAAUCAUGAGGUUACAGACAGCUGCCAUGCUGGCACUAUCAAAUGAUGCAGAUGCUGAUUCAGCCGUAAUUCAUAAACUUGCUCGUCGGUUUCUUUCAGUAAGCACCUAUCUGUGGACCAAGCCUCAGGAAAAGCCUCCAGCUUCAGAGUUGAAUCCAUUGCCACUGAGAAGAGAAAGCAAGAAGUUUAAUCGGGGUGAACUUUUGCAUGUGAGCAUCCAGGAACCAGAUGAACGUUUCAGCCUUUGGCAUGGUAUGGACAUGGACGAUAGUUCAGAUGAUGAUGGUGGUAUAAUUGAUUCAUCAGAAAGAUUCUCUAAUCCUUUUUAUCAGUCUCCUGAUAAUCUUGAUUCACGUGAUAAUCUCGUAACACGGUUUAUGGAAGCUAUGCCAUCACGAAAAGGCCAGUCGUCUGAGAACUUCAGAGAAAUGUUUUUGCCAGGUGUGGUCAUUCAUAUAGUACCUGAGAAGAAAAAGUUUGAUAUGCCUCUAUAUAGACGAUGGAGCACACCCGAUGCACGAUGUGGGUAUGAAGCUUAUGUGGCUAACAGGGAAGCCUUCAUGGACAUGAUUGUUUCACCUUAUAUGUUCGUUGACCACCUACCCUGGAGAUGUUCCCAUGCGCUGAAGAAAAUACUUGAAAAGCAAAAGCUUGAACAAGACCCUGUUGGUGUGAGUUUAAGACCACGCUGAACUAAUACAUUUCAACCAAUCCCUGGGCCAACAAGGUACCAAUCUGAGAAGCCCAUACAUAGUCUACAGGUAUCCAUCCAUCCAUUCAUAUCUAUACUUUCUCUGAUUCAAAGCUUGGAUCAUUUGCCAUAGUAACAUACUUAACAGAAUCACUAACCAUAUUAACACCUACCAUGAUAAGCUCAGAAAUGUAGGAUGCAGUUUAGUAGCGUUAGUUUUCAGUAAAGAUUUGAACGAUAACUGUAGUACUGAACCUGUAUUAAGAACAAUUAGGAGUUGCAUCGUAUUAUGUAGUUGAAACCGCCAGAUUCGUAUAGCAAAAGCACAAUUUUUGCUC
Molecule: messenger RNA, 2699 nt
Organism: Cynara cardunculus var. scolymus (artichoke)
Lineage: Eukaryota; Viridiplantae; Streptophyta; Magnoliopsida; Asterales; Asteraceae
Product: sn1-specific diacylglycerol lipase beta
Exons: 14
Coding region: 86-2362 (758 amino acids)
Biological process (GO): lipid metabolic process
Source: RefSeq, a predicted model, not a curated record